AUGACUCCGUACGGCGUGCGCACGCAGAUCCCCCUGUUACCGGUCAACAAAGUCUUCCCGCGCAGUGCGCUCGCACCCAACUCAGACCGAGACAAGUCGUACUCCAACGUGUACUUCGCACUCCUCGCGUGCGAGCCGUCCGCUCGUCCAGGACACAUCAUGUCCAUCGUGUGCGUCCUCGAGCGUGCGCGCACAGGCCCCAGCUUCACCGUCGCAACGGGCGGAACGUGGUCCGUCGUCAAGUCAGCUGCAGAGUGCGAGAGGCAUGCGCGCGCGCACACCGCGUUCCGCGUCACCGCGCUCCCGCCCGAGCUCCUCAAGCGCUGCCUGGCGCACCUCUCUGCCGAGAUGCUCUACGUCCCCCUCGAGGACCCCCGAAGGCUGCGGGUCGCGCGGCCGAUCUGGAGGCAGACGGAGAUACGGCUCGCGGGGUGGAGCGCGGCAAUCUUGCGCGAGCUCGGGUACAUCGUCGAGGGCGGGCGUGUGCGGCCCCGGGUGCAUCGGUACACAUUGGCAAAGGGUGAGGAUGCGGUCGGGGUCGAGUUCGAGUACAGCGACACGUCGGAGCCCGGGUGGUCGACCGAGAUUUUGGUCGUCGUUUCCCCGCUGCCCGGCCCUGCGCGUUCUAGCCCUGGGGGCGGGGGCACGAAUGCGAGAUCCGCGAGCACACGGCGGCGCUCUGCUCGUCUAGGAAGCCGUUCCCCCGAAGACGCCCCCGCGGCGUCGUCGUCCAAGCGGCUCCGUCUCGGAGAAUACUACGACGCGAAGGAGUGCAGGCUGCUCCUGUCGUCGGGCCGCUACCUCACCCUUCUCUUUAUGGUGCACCGCAUCUCGAGCGUGCUUGGGUACCUCGAUGUCCAGGUGCUCGGCGAGGGCGGGAGGGACAGCAUGUCGACGACGUACUCGGGCAGUGCCAGCGGUACCAUGACGCACGCGACGGGCAGGUCCCCCAGCGAAGCGAGCGUCAGCGCGGUGGCGAGUGCGCGUGUAGGAGCGCCUCUGGCGGAGGCCGACGAGUACUCGGAGGGAGGCGUGGUCGACCAGUUUGAGCUCGUUGAGGUUCCGGAAAUCGACUUGGAGGCGGAAGAGGAGAUGUCGAGCCCGGCGGUGUCGGCGUCGUCGUUCAAGUUCUUGGACGAGGUUGAGGGACGGCAUUCUCCUACGUAG
Dichomitus squalens LYAD-421 SS1 is the source of this 1167-nucleotide messenger RNA. RefSeq lists its product as uncharacterized. The coding region runs from base 1 to 1167 and encodes 388 amino acids. Lineage: Eukaryota; Fungi; Basidiomycota; Agaricomycetes; Polyporales; Polyporaceae. The record is from RefSeq and is a predicted model, not a curated record. The transcript has a single exon.